Molecule: messenger RNA, 702 nt
Organism: Canis lupus familiaris (dog)
Lineage: Eukaryota; Metazoa; Chordata; Mammalia; Carnivora; Canidae
Gene: FAM219B
Product: family with sequence similarity 219 member B
Exons: 5
Coding region: 42-548 (168 amino acids)
Source: RefSeq, a predicted model, not a curated record
CGGCGGCGGAGGGGACUCGGCGGCGGCGCGCAGGGCCCAGCAUGGCGAGCGCGGACCGCGGCGGCCCGGGACCUCGGCCCGGCGGGACCGCGGGGGGCGCGGCGGGAGCCCCGGGGCCGCCCUCGGGCCGAAGCGGCGGCGGGGGUGCCCGGGCGGCUGUGGAGAAGAGGGGCCCGUACAUGGUGACGCGCGCGCCUUCCCUUCCGGCCAAGCUGCCGAAGCCCCGGGACCUGGCCAGGGCGGUUCUGCGGAGGAAAGGCGUGCAGGGGGCGCCGCCGCCCCGCCCCGGCUCCUCGGCGAAAAGGUCGGUGAAGUUCAACAAGGGCUACACGGCCCUUAGCCAGAGUCCAGAUGAAAACCUGGUGUCCCUCGACUCUGACAGUGAUGGGGAGCUGGAAUCCAGAUACUCCUCCGGGUAUUCCUCUGCAGAGGCAAGUCCAGAGCGCCUUUCUGCACGGGGCCAGGCUGCAGGCAGCGUCACCGCCACUGCUAAAUGCUUGUCUUGUGCCUGCUGUAUACACGGCACUAUGCCAGACUUCCGCAAGUGAACCAGGAUGUGAGCCGGCAGCUGCUUCAAGAUGGGUAUCACCUGGAUGAGAUUCCAGAUGAUGAGGACUUGGACCUCAUUCCUCCCAAGCCUAUGGCCUCUUCAACGUGCUCCUGCUGCUGGUGCUGUCCUGGGGACUCUUCCUCCUGUACUCU